AGACGAACUUUACUUUUAAAUGAGAGCAUCGAUGACCGUGAUGCUCAAUGUAUGUACGUAAAUACAGAUCUAAUCGGUCGUAUUUACGUCGAAGACGAUAAAUUACAUCAUAAUUGAGCUCUAAUUUUUAAAUUGAUAUCAAGAAAUACGAAAGGAAUAAAUAUUUUAAAAAUAUGAACAUUGCCGCCGUUCAAUCUACUAUCUUCUUGCCAUGGUUUAUGCUUGCCUUUUUUAUAUGUUUUCAAGGAGUCAUAUGCUUUCGUCCAAUCGUUCUUGUCCACGGUAUCCUGAAUGGUCCAGCAGAAUUUAAAGAUUUCUUAAAGAUUUUAGAAACUUACCACCCUGGAACGCCAACCGUUGUUAUAGAUGCUUAUAAUGAUUUCCAAAGCUUUGAUAGCAUGUGGUUGCAACUUCAUGACGUAUCAAAAUUAAUUAUGAAUAAAACCAGUCAUUUCGAGGAUGGAUAUAAUUUACUUUGCUUCUCACAGGGUGGACUGUUAUGCAGAUCAUUUAUUCAAAGCGAAGAUAAACAUAGAGUCAGAAAUUUUAUAUCAUUAAGUUCGCCACAAGGUGGUCAGUAUGGAAAUACUGUAUAUAUUCAUUUUCAUUUAAUAAAAGAGGAGGCUUAUAGGUUUUUUUAUACAUUGGAAGGACAGAGAUGGUCGGUAGGAAACUACUGGAAUGAUCCUCAUCACCACGAGAUGUAUCUUAAAUAUAACACUUUUUUACCAAAAAUGGAUAAUUCUGUCAUAACUGAACAAUCUGCUAAAUAUAAAAGGAAUCUGCUACAAUUGAACAACUUCAUCCUUAUUGGAGGUCCGGAUGAUGGUGUAAUUACACCAUGGCAAUCCAGUCAAUUUUCAAUUUUUGAUGAAAAUGAACAAGUUGUUAAUUACAAAGAUAGACAUUUAUAUAAAACUGAUGCAAUUGGAUUAAAAACGCUGGAAGAACAAAAUAAAUUACAUUUUUGUACAGUUCCUGGUGUGUUUCAUACAAAAUGGCAUGGAAAUUUGACUGUGUUUAAACAAUGCAUUGAACAAUGGCUUGAUUAA
Messenger RNA from Dimorphilus gyrociliatus, 1052 nucleotides. Lineage: Eukaryota; Metazoa; Annelida; Polychaeta; Dinophilidae. The record is from the annotation of a GenBank genome assembly.